Epinephelus lanceolatus (giant grouper) is the source of this 1549-nucleotide messenger RNA. RefSeq lists its product as uncharacterized. Lineage: Eukaryota; Metazoa; Chordata; Actinopteri; Perciformes; Serranidae. The record is from RefSeq and is a predicted model, not a curated record. Gene Ontology annotation, biological process: regulation of transcription by RNA polymerase II. Gene Ontology annotation, cellular component: nucleus. Gene Ontology annotation, molecular function: DNA-binding transcription factor activity, RNA polymerase II-specific.
UGGAGCCUUUUGAAAAUAAAGUCUCGAUAAGGGCUUUUGGUUUGUCUAUAAAGGUUUGUCAUUGAAUUUUAAACCAACUUACUCCUGCAGUAACACUUUUAUUUUGAAGUUAGUAGCCAGCUGUUGUCAGGUUAUAUUUCCGUGCAACUUGACACACAGACACCGGCGGGCUGUGUGCUGUAGGUGCAGGUUGACAGUUGCUCAAAAUGUCCCAGAUGCGCUUGUUGAGGCUGUUUAUCAGUGAGCGGCUGCACGUGGCUGCAGAGGAGAUCUUUGCAGCGGUGCAGAGAACGAUCACAGAGCACGAUGAGGAGGCUGCUGGCUCAGAUCAGGACAGCGACCAACACGGACUCACACAGGAAGUGCAUUCACACAGGAAAGACUCGCCGCAGGUCUUUGUCUGUGCGUAUGAGCAGGACCACUUCGGACAGGAGUGGAGUCCUGAGAGCUGCCACAACAACCCUGGUGUGGGUCAGGAGGACUGUGGCCUGCUGGUCCAAGAGCCUGCAGCAAUCAAACAGGAACAGCCAUGGAGCAGUCCAGAGGAACAACAGCUAUCUGAUACGGAGGACUCGGACACCAGCACCUUGAAAGUGUCACCCACUUGCAGAAGGAGUUUUAUUUACUCAGACAUGACUGAGUUACAAACUCAUGACAGAGGAAAUGAAGACACAGAGCCUGCUCCCAACACUUCAGCUGACCACAGAGACGUUGAGGGAAAUGCUCAGUCAAGCAGUGAAUGUUGGACUGUUUUGCCAGAUUGUUCUGUGACUCUGGAUAACACAGGGCCUGAGUUGGGUUUAUCAGCACUGACAGGCUACAGUGUCGGUAAAGUUCAAAUGCAGAGCCACAUGGAGAGAAACCGGCGGACUAGAAGCUGCAAACCACGCAGCCCAACUCCACCAAAUAAAGACACAAACAGAAGAAGCAGAUCCUACUGCUGUCGCUUCUGUGGCAAAGAAUUCAGCCACAGCGCACAUCUGGCCACACAUACUCAAACCCACACGGGUGAGAAACUGUUUGUCUGUGAGGUGUGUGGCAAAGAGUUUCGACAUGGCAACAGUGUGAGUGUGCACAUGAGGAUCCACACGGAGGAGAAGCCAUACCGUUGCAAAAUUUGCGGGAAAGCGUUUCGCCAUGUGGGAAACUUGAACGUCCACAUGAGAAUCCAUACGGGAGAGAAACCCUAUGCCUGCACUGUGUGCGGGAAGAAGUUCAGUCGAAAUAAUCUGAUGACAAAACACAUGGCUGCACACACAGGCGAAAUAAGUUUAAGUGUGAAGAGUGUGUUAAGAAAAGAUUCAGUUGGCAUGACUUCGUGAGAGUUGAGCGCUGCUGUGACGGAAUAUCAUCGGCAAAAAUGCCUUUACUGUAUAAACAGGUUGUUGGUGUGAUAGGAUAAACACAUGAUGGCUUACAAUUAAAAGCUGGGACUCAUUUUAAUGUCUGUUUUUGUACUAAUCAUUGUAAAUGAUUAUGGUUUGAAGCAUCAAAUUGUCUUUCUAUAUGUAUGAUUCUCACAUUAAAUACAUUUCAGGUGAAUUCUUUC